Messenger RNA from Pogoniulus pusillus (Red-fronted tinkerbird), 3282 nucleotides. It is a transcript of the gene ACTR1A, whose product is annotated as actin related protein 1A. The transcript is spliced from 11 exons. The record is from RefSeq and is a predicted model, not a curated record. Lineage: Eukaryota; Metazoa; Chordata; Aves; Piciformes; Lybiidae. Bases 85 to 1215 code for a protein of 376 amino acids.
CUGGCCCCGCGCUGUCGCCCUGCGCAUGCGCCGCCGCGGACUGGGCUGUUGCUCCCUGACGGGUGGCUGCGGCGGGUCCUCGCCAUGGAGUCUUACGACGUGAUAGCGAACCAGCCCGUCGUGAUAGACAACGGCUCGGGUGUUAUCAAAGCAGGUUUUGCAGGCGAUCAAAUCCCCAAAUACUGCUUUCCAAACUAUGUGGGCAGACCAAAGCACACUCGUGUUAUGGCUGGCGCUUUGGAAGGGGACAUUUUCAUUGGUCCAAAGGCAGAGGAGCACAGAGGUCUCCUCUCCAUCCGAUACCCCAUGGAGCAUGGCAUAGUGAAGGAUUGGAACGACAUGGAGCGCAUUUGGCAGUAUGUGUAUUCAAAGGACCAGCUUCAGACGUUCUCAGAGGAGCAUCCUGUGCUGCUGACAGAAGCACCCCUUAACCCACGCAAGAACAGAGAGCGUGCUGCUGAGGUGUUUUUUGAGACCUUCAAUGUGCCAGCAUUGUUCAUCUCCAUGCAAGCUGUGCUUAGCCUCUACGCAACUGGGAGGACUACGGGAGUGGUGCUGGACUCUGGGGAUGGCGUUACCCAUGCGGUUCCUAUCUAUGAAGGCUUUGCCAUGCCCCACUCCAUCAUGCGGAUUGACAUUGCUGGCCGCGAUGUCUCACGCUUCCUGCGUCUCUAUCUCCGGAAGGAAGGCUAUGACUUCCACACAACCUCUGAAUUUGAGAUUGUCAAGACCAUCAAGGAGCGUGCCUGCUACCUGUCAAUAAACCCCCAGAAGGAUGAGACUCUGGAGACCGAGAAGGCUCAGUACUACCUACCAGAUGGAAGCACUAUUGAGAUUGGUUCUGCCCGUUUUCGAGCCCCGGAGCUGCUGUUCCGGCCAGACCUGAUAGGGGAGGAAUGUGAAGGACUCCACGAAGUGCUCGUUUUUGCCAUUCAGAAAUCAGACAUGGACCUGAGGCGAACGCUAUUCUCCAACAUCGUGCUGUCUGGAGGCUCCACCCUUUUCAAAGGCUUUGGUGACAGGCUUUUGAGCGAAGUGAAGAAGCUAGCUCCGAAGGAUGUCAAAAUAAGGAUAUCAGCUCCUCAGGAGAGAUUGUAUUCCACAUGGAUUGGUGGCUCUAUCCUGGCCUCACUGGACACCUUUAAGAAAAUGUGGGCUUCGAAAAAGGAGUAUGAAGAAGAUGGAGCUCGUGCCAUCCACCGGAAAACCUUCUAGCGCUGGGACAUGCCCUCGGUGUCCGAAGACUCACUUCAGUUCUAAACUCGCUUUUCUGAGUCCGAGUGUGAGAGCUGCCUGUGUGUGUGUGUGCGCGCGCCAGCAUGCCCCGAUGUCACUGAGCAAAGACAACAGCAGCAGGAGGGUUGUACUAGUACUACUAACUUCUUUUUUUUUUACUAUUUUUUGUUUUGUUGUUGUUUUUUUUUUUUUUAAUGGAAAGGAGGAAAAUACCAAUCUGAAUUUCUCCAGAGCAGCCCAUUCCUUUUUCAUUUCAGCCCCUUAAUCUCUGUAAUGCAAUCAUGUUGUCACUGUAAAACAGACAAGCAAAAACAAAGGGAACAGCUUAUAGAAACUGCCUAACAAGCCAGAAGGGAGCCAACCACUGCAGACUGCUCACACAGGCUUUAGUCAGUCUGACUGCAAUGCCUGGAUUGUCCAGAAACAUGUAGCUGAGGCCCCAUAGCUACUUUAGUCUUCACCAUCAGUAGGUUUUUGAGUUGUUUAUAUUUUUUAUUAAGAGAAGGCCCAUUCUCCCCCACUGGUUUUGGUGUGUGAGCGUGUGUGUAUGUGCGUGUGUGUGUGUGUAACUUCUUGGCCUGAUGUGCGGGUCUGCACCACAGCUGGAGAAGUUGGUGAUAGGACUUAGUUUGUAUUGCAUGGAGUAGAACAAAGCCAAUCUAAUCAGCUAUCAUUGUACUAGACGGUUAUUCUCUCGUACCUUGUUUUAAAUACCUUUUCUCCUCUGGAAGCAAGUGCCCCAGAAUGGGGGUGAAGGCACAUGUGUGUUCCCCCUCAACCUGCCAAGAUUUACAGUGCUGAGUUCUCAUGUUCUUUCUCUGUAAGAGUCAAGGCUGUUUCCCUCCUUCCUGCCAUGUCAGGGCAAAAGGGAGCAUGUAUCUGCAGCCAGGCAUAACUCCUGUGUACUUUAUUCUGGGUCAAAACAAUAAUUGGAAAGGUGCAUUGUAAUGUAAGAAUUGUUUUAUUUAUUGAAAUGUCUGAGGCUAUCUCAAAUACUGACCACAGCACCUGGGAAGUCUGCUUUGGGUCUUCUUUGAACACCUGUUACCCAGAUGUCCUUGGUUGGAUGCUAACACUAUGUACAGCACACAUGCUUAGCAGGACAGCCUGCCACAUCACCCUGCAGCUGCUCUUUAGGGAGUGAGGUGGUUCUCUAUGAAUGCACUGAAGGAGAGGACAAUAAACCGUACCAGGUCAUUGGUGCGAGCAGGAAGCUGUUGCAGCUGUUGCUAUGGAUGCGUUCUGCUGUACUGCAUCUGCCUCUGCUUGCCUGCUGGCUGCUCUGCUUCUGCCACGUUAACAGCCAGGGGUGGGCCUACAGUCCCAUUCGUGUGGGGAGUGCCACUGGUUCCCCUUUAGGUUUUUGUUAUGCACUAUUUGGUGCUUGCCUUAGUUUUCUGCAGUAACUGGCACUAUUAGCAGAGCUGGAGUUGCUCGGUGGCAGCUCCUCCCCGUUCCCCUCCUUUCUGUUCAUUGCCGCACAUCCCCCUUGGGGUCUUUCAAGUGCAGAGAUGGGGUAAGAGCCAGAGGUCUGCGCAGAGGCACGGCAGAACUGGGGUGUUGCCCCAGUUGAGAUGGGAGGCCGCAGCAGCAGCAUGCUACCCCUAUAGGAGAGCCACAUUCUGAGGGCUCGCAGCAUACAAAAGGCUGUAGGCAAGUAGGUGGGGUGGUCCAUUCCCUGUUCACCUACUCCCAUCAGAGCAGGCUGUGCUUUUUAAGAACCUGUCAGGUAGAAAAGAGCUGUCAAUACUCAGCUGCCUUCUGCUGGAAAAACAGUUGUGUUGCUAGUUUGCAGCAUGCAGGGAGAAGCAGCAAACCUCACUCGUGCUCCCCAGCAGUGCAGUAAUCUCUUCCAACAUGCUCCCUGCCCCCCUCCAGGUAGCCCCUCUGCUGCCUUCACAGAAGCAGCAAGUGCUCCAUCCAGACAGAAAGGUGCUGUCUCUGAUCUAGCAUUCGUUCUAUCUGCUUGACUGUUCCCUCGCACACUGUCCAAACCAUGUUGCCUGGUGGUGCCCAGCAUACUUAAAUAAAGUCAUUCAUAUACAA